Messenger RNA from Thunnus maccoyii (southern bluefin tuna), 1768 nucleotides. RefSeq names its product noggin-like. Gene Ontology annotation, biological process: negative regulation of BMP signaling pathway; dorsal/ventral pattern formation; osteoblast differentiation. Lineage: Eukaryota; Metazoa; Chordata; Actinopteri; Scombriformes; Scombridae. The record is from RefSeq and is a predicted model, not a curated record. The transcript has 2 exons. Bases 699 to 1367 code for a protein of 222 amino acids.
CUCUGUGAGGCUCUGGGUGGUCCGAGUUGGUCUUCUCCCGCUAUGGGGAGUUUCUCGGUUGACUGUCUCUGGACCGCUCAGGAACUUAAACUGAAGCUCCAGCAGAAUGAAAGACUUUGUGCAUCAUUCCUACUGUGACACUGAUUGAAGGAAGUCUGGAAAACCGACAGGGGGCGUCUCAUCUCUCCCGGCAUUCCCCCCCACCUCCACCACCGCCCCCCUCCUCUCCCUCCUCCUCCUCCCCCCUUCAGCGCGGUGGAAGAAGGAGGUAUUGGGGAUCUCCUCCUAGACAACAAACCCAUAUUCAAAGAGCGGCACACGAAUUACAUCACGCUCCGUGCGGAGGAUAUAACGGAGGUCGCGGGUUAGUCGCACCGCUUUUUUGCAGCGGAGACAAGAGGAGCAUCAUGCCGAGCCCGCGCGCAGGGAGCCCGAGGAGACUUCUGAGCGCUGUCACGCAGUUUAUCAUAAAAACUAGUUUCCACUGACGCUGCAACGGACACACGUUUUUUUUUUUUUUUUUUUUUCUUAUUUCCCUCACGGAUUUAUAUCAUGGGAAUGUGUGAUUUUUAAGGGACACUCACGACGCAAGUUUGGAUACGGCUCACGCGUAAUUGCGCACAAGAAAGUGUGUCCCCCCUUCAGCGCUCCCUGACUGCUCCCUGUGCGCACUGAUCUCACCGCUGGACCUGUCUGACAUGGAUCAGUCUCCGCAGUUUGUAGCCAUGUAUCUAUUAGUGCUAUCCCUCGGACUGAUGAUGGACAGGGGGAUUUGUCAGCACUACUACCUUCUCCGCCCCAUACCGAGUGACAGUCUGCCUCUUGUGGAAUUAAAAGAGGAUCCGGACCCAGUCUUCGACCCCAAGGAGAGGGACCUUAACGAGACCGAGUUGAAGAGCGUCCUGGGAGACUUUGACAGCCGCUUUUUGUCCGUUUUACCUCCAGUCGAGGACAAAUACACCGGGAACGACGAACUGGAGGACUUUGAGAUCCUAAAACCCGGUGGAGUACUCCCAAAGGAAAUCAGAGCGGUGGAUUUCGACGUCCAGUUCGGCAAGAAGCACAAACCCAGUAAGAAACUGAAGCGGCGGCUGCAGCAGUGGCUGUGGGCGUACUCGUUCUGUCCGAUCGUGUAUACCUGGACCGACCUGGGGAACAGGUUCUGGCCGCGGUUCGUGCGGGUGGGCAGCUGCCUGAGCAAAAGGUCGUGUUCGGUUCCGGAAGGGAUGGUGUGUAAACCUGCGAACUCGACCCACCUGACGAUACUGAGAUGGAGAUGCGUGCAGAGGAAAGGGGGACUAAAAUGCGCGUGGAUACCGGUUCAGUAUCCGAUCAUCACAGACUGCAAAUGCUCCUGCUCCAGUUAAAAAAAAAAAAAAAAAAGACUCUGCAGCAAAAAUAAAUUAUAAGCUCAUUAUUUUUGUGAUUCUUGUUCACAUGCACUACCGAGUGUAGGAAUGUAUUUUCUGUAUAUGCGGUGCCAUGCAGUUCUAUAUAGCUCCCUGUACAAAGUCAGUAUUAUUUGUAACCAGAGUCUACUUUAUUUGUGGAGAAUUGGUUAUAUAUUUUGUAUUUAUGGAGAUAUGGCGCAUAGAGCCACGUAAGGACUUGCAGUUGUCCAUAUUUGGAUGAAGCAGAUCGACCUCAGAGUUAAACGUGGGAUUAUUGAUACAGUUGUGUAUCAAUGACUUGUUUUAUCCUGUAAAUUAAGGAAAUUUUUUUUGCUAUUUAUUCUUUAUAUUCGUACAAUAAAACGACACUGAAAUGA